CACGAGGCCCCGGGUGGACACCGCCUCGCGGACCACGGGCGCCGCGGCCUGGUUCCCAGGAUCCCGCGCCGCGCUCGGGAAAGACGCCCACUGGGCACAGACGGACCUAACCCCUUUGAGGUCAGAGGGCACCGCGAUCCCUGUUGCACCCACCCUUGCACUGCCACGCCCCGGUGUGACAGGCCAGGCUCGCGAUCUCCCUUAGACAAGGCCGGGCGGGGCGGGGAGCAGCAGCCGAACGAGGCCGUGCGCCCCGGUCCCUAAGACCGGACUCCGCCCGGCCCAGGCCGCAGAGACACGCCUGGUUAGCCUAGUUGCCCAGAGCCCGCGCCCGCAAGUCCUUACGCCCGCGGCCUUACCUUUUCGCAGCGUCCGCCCGACACGCGGGCGGCCCGGGCUCCGCCGCGUUCCGCCUCUCGGAGGGUCUCGGGUCCGUAUCGGCAGACCUCGGCCUUUCGGAGGGUCUCGGACUGGCGUCGUCGGGCCUCGGCUUCUCGGAUGGUCUCGGGUAGUGUCGGCGGGCCUCGGCCGCCCCGCGGGUUUCAGCGGCUCUUCAGUGAGUGGGCGGAGACUCGGCGCGCCUGUCCCUCAGGAAGCCGCCCGGCCCCGGCCCCAGCCCCGGCCCCGCCCCCGCCGAAAAGAUCUUUCUCCCGGGUUGCCCGUCCUUUCUCUCCCUCCGGAAACGCAUUCCACCGCGCCGCGUCAGCCGCGCCUGAAAAGGAGGGGGAGGCGGCAGGAAGAAGGAAGGUGGGGCAGGGAGCAGACAAAGGAGCCCGGCGGUUCGGCCCUUUCUGCCGAGAGUACAGCGCUGAGCCUUCGAGUGCGCCGGCCGCCCGGCGGGAAAGCCCAGCUGCAGCCUGUGUCCGGUCCCUGGGCUCCCAAGCCAGACUUCUCAGUGGGCUGAGGGCCAAGAAGGAUGGGGUGUUCUGCAGGCAGCACUCGGACCCGCCCGGUCACCCUAAAAUUGCAGACUCCCGCUCCACCCCUGCUGUGCCCACCCUGGCCGCCUGGGCGCUGCUUUUGCUCAGUUUUCUAUCUGGGUAGCCAAGUACAAAAAGGAAAAAUGUUAUGUUUGCAGAUUUCUUUUCUCUUUUCUGGGAAAAGAAUUGAAAAGAAGCUAGCCAGUCUCAAAAUCUAAAUGAGAAGCUUAAAACUUGGGCUUGCCUCAGCAUGCUAAAAGCUGUGUGACAGCAGGUGCCAUCAGCUUACCCAAAUAGUGUAGACUGCCAGGAGGGACAGGGCACCCUGCCCUAGAGACAGCUUUCAUUGCUGAGUUUGUGAACAGGAGAAGUAGUGUUUCUGUUCUGGAAGAGUAAA
Molecule: messenger RNA, 1317 nt
Organism: Arvicanthis niloticus (Nile rat)
Lineage: Eukaryota; Metazoa; Chordata; Mammalia; Rodentia; Muridae
Source: RefSeq, a predicted model, not a curated record